Fundulus heteroclitus (mummichog) is the source of this 1841-nucleotide messenger RNA. Its product is annotated as dipeptidyl peptidase 1-like. Bases 183 to 1550 code for a protein of 455 amino acids. Gene Ontology annotation, molecular function: cysteine-type endopeptidase activity. Lineage: Eukaryota; Metazoa; Chordata; Actinopteri; Cyprinodontiformes; Fundulidae. The transcript is spliced from 8 exons. Gene Ontology annotation, cellular component: lysosome. The record is from RefSeq and is a predicted model, not a curated record.
GUGAACCAUCUUGACGGAAGAAGUUUAACUUUGGGGGGGUGAAACUUUCAGUUUGCGCCACUUGCUGUCCGUCAACAGGGGCUAGCGUAGCAGGUGCCAGGCUGUCCAGCUGAACGAGGUAGUCUUUAGACGUGGUGUGCCGGUGUUUGUGUGUGGAGCAGGUUAGCUAGCAGCGAGUGAAGAUGAGGUUCAGCGCUGUGUUCGUGUGUGUGUUCCUGCUCUGGGCUGAGGGGUCUUUGGGGGACACGCCAGCUAACUGCACCUACGAGGACCUGCUGGGGACAUGGGUGUUCCAGGUGUCCAAAGGAGGGCACGACAAGACCGUCAACUGCUCUGUUGAAGCCACAGGUGAGAGCACAGUGACUGUGACCCUGGAGAAGCUGUCCGUAGCCACAGAUGAGCUGGGGAACACGGGCUUCUUCACCCUCAUCUACAACCAGGGCUUCGAGGCGGUCCUCGGUGGCUACAAAUGGUUUGGCUUUUUCAAGUACACCCAGGAGGGCUCGAAGGUGACCAGCUAUUGUGACCAAACCCUGCCAGGAUGGGUCCACGACGUCCUGGGACGCAACUGGGCCUGCUUUGUGGGCAAGAAGGUGAAGAGUGUGCCGCCCAGAUCAGAUUUCAAGCCCGUCUUCAGCAGCGGACUGCUGCCAAAGCCGUACAAACACAACCUGGACUUCAUCACUUUAAUCAACACAGUUCAGAGCUCCUGGAAGGCUGUGGCGUAUCCCGAGCACGAGAUGUACACCCUACGAGAGCUGCAUUACAGAGCGGGGGGCCCUGCCUCCCGUAUCCCCGUACGUGUUCGCCCUGCCCCCGUGGAAGCCGGUUUAGCCAAGAUGGCCGCAGCUCUGCCUGAGCACUGGGAUUGGAGAAACGUUAAUGGCGUCAACUUUGUUAGCCCUGUGAGGAAUCAAGCAUCCUGCGGUAGCUGCUAUUCCUUCGCCACCAUGGGAAUGCUGGAAGCUCGAGUUCGGAUCCUCACAAACAACAGCGAUGCCCCCGUCCUCAGUCCCCAGCAAGUGGUCUCCUGCUCUGAAUACUCCCAAGGCUGUGAUGGCGGCUUCCCUUACCUGAUUGGGAAGUAUGUGCAGGAUUUCGGCAUCGUGGAUGAGUCCUGCUUCCCGUACAUUGCGGCGGACUCUCCCUGUGGCGUUCCUCAGAACUGCGGCCGAAUGUACACAGCAGAGUACGGGUAUGUAGGCGGAUUCUACGGCGGCUGCAGCGAGACGGCCAUGAAGUUGGAACUGGUCAAGAACGGACCGAUGGCAGUCGCUCUGGAGGUCUACCCCGAUUUCUUGCACUACAAGGAGGGCAUCUACCACCACACAGGCUUCAGAGACUCCGUUAAUCCCUUCGAGCUGACCAACCAUGCCGUCCUGCUGGUGGGCUACGGCCGCUGCCACAAGACCGGACAGAAGUACUGGAUUGUGAAGAACAGCUGGGGCAGCGGGUGGGGCGAAGACGGCUACUUCCGAAUUCGCCGGGGAAGCGACGAGUGUGCCAUCGAGAGCAUCGCCGUCGCAGCCAAGCCCAUCCCUAAGCUGUAGAAGCUUUUUAAGUCGAGAUCAGUAGAAAUUAGUGCCUUGAUCACAAUUCUGAAUCAUUUAAAUUAAAUGUAUUCUGUUUUUAAUCUGGGUUGAAAAUAGGGAGCUGUAAUUGGUCACACGGAUGCCUGUGGUCUGGCUCCCUCUUUCGUGCGAGACAGGUUGACCUAACACAUGCAUAGAUGCAUGAAAAGCUACUGAUUGAAGGUUUUUUUUUUUUUUUCUCAAACCAGACUUUGAUCAAAUCCUCUCAAUGUGUUCAGCGUUUUAAACAUAUUACACCUAAAAAAAAAA